AUGGAGACCAUUUCUCGCCUUUCGAGCGACAAUGGCUCCCCAAAAGCCACUCAUUCUUUUGCAUGCGAUUCCCGUCCUGCUUCUUUCUCUCAACGCCGCUGGUCGCGUCUCGGCCAGUUUCGACUUUCUCAAGUCUGGAGGCCCUUUUACACCGGCCUGUUAAUUCUAAUUGUUAUUCUUUGCCUGUCACCCACCGCCGCGGCGCAAUCACAAUCUGCAUCUGCAUUGGAGCUAAACGCGGAUAUCCCGCGAUCGGAUUCUCACGCAAGUGGAGAGAUCUUCGUGGACGGUCUCCACGGAAGAUCUUCAUCGCUCCAGCCUCGUGGAGGUGAAGGGGAUGGAAGUGAGAACAAUAAUAUCGGAAAGCGCUCCAGUGAUCGGCUUCUACCCCGGAAAAUCGUCACUGCCAAUUCCAACUCGUCCUCGUCCAUGCCGACUCCAUUCGAUACGAUAUCAUAUAACUUUGCGAAUCAGACCUGUACUACAUUCUUCACCGACUUUCUCGCCAACUCGACCAUUACAGACUGCCAUGCUAUCUCACUACUCCUCGAGAACUCCAAUUCUUUCUUCCACACCUUGAGUUCCGCCGUGGCUACCUCGCGCGUCCUCGAUGUUACUUGCUCCCAGUCGGUCACGAAAUGCGCUUCCAUUAUGACCAACCUGGCUAGCGAGAUGAUUAAAACUGAGAACUGUGGGGAUGACUACAGCGCGGGAAACUCGGUCGUGCAGGGCACCUACCAAGACUUGAUGGCAUAUGAGCCUGUCUAUCGAGCGACUUGCUUGACAAACCCCGACACGAAAGACUAUUGCUUCGUGGACGCGGUGCAGAAUACGACAGCACCAAACGACUACAAUGUCUACUUCAUACCGGUUGGUACGCCGCUCACCAAAUCGGGGGUUCUGACUUGCAACGAGUGCCUGCAAGCCAGCAUGGAUAUUUUUGCCCAGUGGGCAAAGGUCAACAACCAGGCUCUGGACACCACCUAUGUUCCAUCUGCAAAAGUUGUCAACAAAUAUUGCGGGGCCAACUUUGCCAACACCAAUAUCACAGUCGGCUCUAAUAGAGUCACAGCUGGUGCUGGGCUGAGUGUACAACUACCUGGGGCUCGACUCACAUUCGCCUAUCUGGGACUAUUCCUCGGACUCGGCUAUAUGGGAAUGCUCUAA
Penicillium waksmanii is the source of this 1167-nucleotide messenger RNA. RefSeq lists its product as uncharacterized. Bases 1 to 1167 code for a protein of 388 amino acids. The transcript has a single exon. Lineage: Eukaryota; Fungi; Ascomycota; Eurotiomycetes; Eurotiales; Aspergillaceae. The record is from RefSeq and is a predicted model, not a curated record.